Monopterus albus (swamp eel) is the source of this 5532-nucleotide messenger RNA. It is a transcript of the gene tppp, whose product is annotated as tubulin polymerization promoting protein. Lineage: Eukaryota; Metazoa; Chordata; Actinopteri; Synbranchiformes; Synbranchidae. The coding region runs from base 4579 to 5292 and encodes 237 amino acids. The transcript has 5 exons. Gene Ontology annotation, cellular component: microtubule. The record is from RefSeq and is a predicted model, not a curated record. Gene Ontology annotation, molecular function: tubulin binding. Gene Ontology annotation, biological process: microtubule bundle formation; microtubule polymerization; positive regulation of protein polymerization.
GGCGUCAUUGCUUUAUUGGCAGUAGCUCGUUUUGGCUCGUGGUAGAACUACAUGUUUUCACAUUAUGCAAAAUGAAGAAUUUGAUGAUUGCAUGUCAGCCUACACAAAUUCAGCUGAUUCUUGAAGCUGCGCUUUGUUUAGCGUUCGCGUCUCUGCAUGCUUUCUAAAUACUGAAUUUGCAAUAGAAGAUUCCUUUAAAGCACCGAGGGUAUGUGUAACAUGCAAAGGGUUUUACCUAUAAUGCCAUGUUCUGCUUUGGCAGACAUGCAAUAGGGGGCUAACAAUAACAAACUGAUCACGUGGACUCUAUGACUUUGACAUUUGCAAGUUUAUGUAACAUGUUUCCUCAAGAAACACGCGCAGACACAAGAAGCUGUGUCCAUGGCCAGGGACAGAGCAUUUCUCCUCUGUUUAUGUUUUAAACUCGGGUUCAAUGCGAGCCAGGCGCACAAUUAUUGGUUAGACAGAAUGAUUGACAACGCAUUUGGCCUGUGGCAUUUGUGUCAAGCUGCUGGGUUACAUGGAGCUAGUUACAUAAUUAUGUGUAGAAAGAAAUCUAUGGAAUUGCCUUCAUUUAUUAGCUCUGUGAAUGUAGCUUUUUAAAAAAAGAGACAAAUGAAGCAUGGAUAUAGUACAACAUGAUCUUUUUGCGGACAAAAAUAUAAAUAAAUAGUCUAUUAUGUAAUCAUUGAGGUGUUGAUUGGUUAAUUAUAAAUACUGUUAGAAUCUGCUAUAGCUCCAGUAGGAAGAGAAAGUAAUUCAUUAUUUUGUGAGCAGUGCCAUUCAAAGACAGUAGCUACACCUUUACCAUCAGGAAGAUAAUAUGUUUAUUUCCUCUCAGUGAAUGUCUUUGUAGCUGUGCUUUCCCCAGUGGCUGAAUUAGGUAUGCAUGAAAAGAAGACAGUCCCUGAGUGUGCCCCAGAUUUCACUGUUCAGUUUCAUUGUACGGGUCCAAGAACCUUUGGGUUCUGUCAUAAACAAAUAACCCCAGAGUGGAAAUUAUCCAAUUUUUUUGUGAUGACUCUAAUGCAGGCCAGGUCUGCAAGGUAAAGGAGAGAGGGAAAAUGAAGUGUUGUAGUCCGACAGCAUUUUUCACCCCACAAAGUUAAAGGAAGAUGUUUUUUCAUGUUAACCUUAACACCAGGGAAUAGAAUAGCUGUCAUCAUUUGUUUCAUUGUGUUUUAUUUUCCAGCUGUUGUAGCUGUGGGAUAAAAAAUGGUUGUAGCAGAAGCAGAUUUAGCAUUUCCCUGACAUUACAAACACUAAAGUUUGUUCUGUUAAUUAAUGAAGUGAGAUAUUAUACAACACAGUCAGGCCUCUAAUUAGCUGCUGGCUGAGCAGGUCCCUUAUGUGAGCUGUGUCAGGGACACUUCUGCCGUCUCUGGCAUCAUGUAUUCUUUGUAAAAGUGGAGUUAAAUAAGGAACCCCAGGGCUUUCUUUUCACUGCCUUUGACCACUUUCUGGCUUGCUGUUGCUGCCAACAAUAAGUGCUGUAGCUUGUUUCAAUCAUCUUGUUACAGCGCAGCACUUGCCAAUAUCGUUUUCACUCACAAAGCAGUUGAAGAGUUUAGGGAGGCGAGGACUGACAGAGUCAGUGUGCUGGUGUGGUGACCUCAGACUCAGGCUGAUGUCAUGCCCUCUCUGCUUGUGUCUUUGGGGAGAGAGUGAGGGUGGGGUAUAGUUUUCAAGCAUGGAAGUAGUUAAGAGGUUGUAUUUAAUUGCGUCAGGUUGUAUUACAGUGUUAUACCAUAUUACAGGAUAAGGCUGUCCUCAGUCUGUAUUUCUGUUACUGUUAUGAAAAGGCCAAAAUCAGUACGAAGUAUUUGUCCAUCUUUGUCUGUGCUUUCCAACACUCCUGCUGAUGCCUGUGGCCAUCAGUGCCAAGCCCAUUUAUUCAUAGAUGUAAAUAUUUAAAAGGGGAUUUAUAAUAUAUAUUUCCCUUGUUAAAAAGGCUAAGUAUUUUCAGUUGGAGAUAAUAGAUUUUAGCAAAUGUUAUUGAAACAUGACUAAAUGGGACUUUUGGUGUAGACAGUUUUCUCUUUCUCUUGUCCAUGAAGACUCUACAUGGGACAGAUGCUGGGAAAUCUUUCCAAUGACUGAAAAAGAUGGUACUAAAAGGCAGCACAACAGGCACUAAGCACCAGAUCAAUAGAAGCAAGUCUACCACACUGGACAGGGCCUCAGGUGCAGACUGGAAAAUGCAGGAUAUGGAAAGUGAAGGCCAAAGUGGUCCCACUGGUGGUAGGAGCACUUGGGGCUGUGACUCCAACAAAUUGCAGUACCAACAGCAGAGGUCUCUGUCCAGAAAAGUGCAGUGCAAAGAACAGCUAAUGUAAUGCACAGCACCCUCACACUCCUAGGCCUUUGGUAAAAGACCCAAGGUUGAGCAAAAAUGGUAAACGGACUGAACCUAUAUAGCUCGUUUCUACCAUACCUGGACAAAGCACUUUACAGAUUCACACUCCCACACUGAUGGCAGCGUUUCCACCGGGAGCAACUUGGGGUUCAGUCUUGUCCAAGGACAUUUUGACAUGUGGACUGGGGAGAACGGGAAUUGAACCGCCAACUCUGUGAUCAGGGGUUAACCUGCUCUACCCCCCUGAGCCACAGCCACCCCAAGACACACAGGAGUCUUGGGGCAGCAGCAUGCUAUCCUUGUUAACACUGUUCAGUAGUGCUUGUUCCAUUCAUUUGUACACUGGUAUAUGUGUGUAGUGGGGCAGUAAGCUGGCAGACAUGGUGCACCAUAUUAAAUGUACAGCAAAUGGGUCCUGAGCAGACUGUUAUUGUUGUACGUUUAUGAUUGACUGACAUGGUCACGCUCUAGAGCAGCUGCCUGGAAUGGAGGCUGAUCUAGAUAGAAAGCAGAUGGGAUCUGUGCAUGCCCACUCACCAUGAUGGCAUGGUAGAGGAGUAGGCUGCUGCUAAACAUGAGCUCCCUUCUCUGGCUCUCUCUUAGACACAUCACAUCAUUCUGACAACAGUGUCAUCAUUUUGUGAGUUCAACACCAUCUGUCAAACUAACAGCAAGCUAACACGAAAUAUGGCUUUUUGGUGCUGUCUACUGGCUCAUCUCCUCUCUUGAGAAUAUUUCAGCCAUAGAUUUGUAUUGUUGCUAUGAAUAGAUGCAGUUCAAAAUGGGUCAUUUUAUUGUUAAAGCACUCAUCUGUGCAGUGUAAUUGCCAGAAGGCGAGUGUAUGUAAGCAUGCUGUCAUCCAGUAGCAGAUUUGUCUCUGGAGCUCUCACCUUAACCAAAUGGCUUCUCAUUUGUAUGUGGCAAUGCAGGUCAGAAAAAAAGGCACAGGACAAAACAGUUGAAACCAUACAUAGCGUUGAAUGACGCAGAAAUCAGUUGUUAAUGUUGUCUCUGUUGAACAUGAUGUGGUUCAAGGAGGCUUGUUGUACUGAGGACUUAGACACUUGAAAGUACUUGCUAUAAGAGGAGAGUGAAAAGAUUCCUUUGUUUCUCUCAGUUUUGCUGCUGUUGUUAAAGCACAAAGGAAAACACACAGCGAGUAGUUAUUCUACUGAGAGGAUGUGGAUAGCCACUGAAAGUAAAGUCAAUAAUGAUGGAACCUUACUGUGGGCAUUAUAGGAAGCUACUGUGUAAAACUGAGCCCAGCAGCAUCAAAAGCUACUUAACAUGAAAACGCAGAGCAGUUUAAUGUACAUCCACUGUAAUAACACACAUUGUACUUUCUUUAGUUACAGUAUAAUUCUGUCAACAAUGAUUUACUAUCAUUAAACUUACAGUUCAAACUACUUCCUGUGAAUAUAUGCGAAUAUACUUGACAAAAAUAACAAAUACAAAUUAAAAAUUUCCAGCAAUAGCAGCCUCAGUAGUUCCAUCAUGAUUGUCUUAGCCCAAACCCUCGAUGACAUAUGACUACAGAAACCUCUGCCAUCAAUAGUGGCACUCUGCGAUGUCACCAUGGGUGUGUGUGUGUGUGUGUGUGUGUGUGAAGAAAUGGGCCUGGGGUCAGACAGAGAAGCCACUUCCAUUGGACAAUGGGCUCCCAGUGUCUAUAGCUCUGAAUGCCAUUAUUCAUACAGAUUAAUAAUCUCUUCUUUUUUUCCUUAAGAAUGACAUCCUGAUUAUAAUGGCAUUAUACAGUGUCAAUCUUGGAACUUUUGUACCAUUUAAGUGUCAGCUGUACUUAACAAGGUCACAUUUGUGAUUAUUGGCCACAGGGUCAUGGAAACAAAACUCUUUGGUUUAUAUGGUGCCACUUGGGGUGAGUGAAAGAACUUGACUGGUGAUUUGAGGGACUCAAGAUUGAAACUUUGCAAGCUGGAGCAGACAGGGCACGAUAUCUCUCUGUGGUUUGCAUUUUGUUCGUGUCUGUUUAAAGAGUAGCGAUUACAACCACUAGCACAUAGUUUUCGAGACUUUGUUGGGGUGUACUUUGCCAUGGCAACGCACGUCCUCUAAAGAUGCUGGGCUGAGUAUGGGAACAACUGAAUGACACAUCCUCUCACAUCAUUCACCUUCAUUUUCAUCUUUCCCAAAGCACAAAGAGAAAACAAAAGUCAGCUAAUCCAGGCACUGCACAGAGGGAGCCAAACUCCUGCACAAGCAUGGCAGACCACAAAGACAGCAUAGAUGACUUUAAAGUCCAGACAGCAAAGCAUCCUAACAUGAGCACAGUCCCUUUACGGCCACACAGUGAACAAUCUAGAGACCGGCUAUCCAAAAGGCUUUCAACAGAGUCCAAUGGGACCAGUGAAGGAGGUGCGGGGUCAUCCACACCGGUGGAGGUCACUGCUUUGGAAGAAUCAUUUCGGCGCUUUGCCAUCCACGGUGACACUCGUGCUACUGGCAAAGAGAUGCAUGGCAAGAACUGGUCCAAACUCUGCAAGGACUGCGGUGUGAUUGACGGCAAGAACCUCACCCUCACUGACGUGGACAUUGUCUUCAGCAAAGUCAAGAAGAAAUCCUCUCGCACCAUCACAUUUGAUGAGUUUAAAGUUGCCCUUGGAGAGCUGGCCAGGAAGAAAUACAAAGACAAGACUGGAGAGGAGGCUGAGGCUGAGGUCUUCAAGCUGAUUGAGGGGAAGGCACCUGUUAUUGCAGGAGUUACAAGAGCCGUGGCUUCUCCGACAGUGAGCCGUCUAACGGACACCACCAAGUUUACAGGUUCACACAAGGAGCGUUUUGACGACACCGGCCGCGGGAAGGGUAAGGCGGGACGAGUAGACAUAGUUGACACUUCCGGAUAUGUCUCAGGAUACAAACAUCAAGGGUCAUAUGAAAAGAAAGUCAAUAAACCCACCACAGCCAAACCCAUGUGAGGGCGAAGAUAAGGAAAUAAACAUUUGAUCCACUACCAGGAUAAUUUUGUAUUAUGAAGAGCACUAAAGAAAGCACAAAAUAAUAGGAUUUCAUAUAUUUUCCCACCCAUCUAUUUUGUGUGUGUAUGUGAGAGAGAUUUUUAUGUUCCUCUCUUUGUGAAGUGCAAAAACUGGAAAACUGUUUACAUCUACAACCCCAAAUCAGAAAAAGUUGGGACAGUAUGUGAAAUCAAAAUUAAA